Aspergillus bombycis is the source of this 1002-nucleotide messenger RNA. RefSeq names its product short-chain dehydrogenase/reductase. The transcript has a single exon. Gene Ontology annotation, biological process: secondary metabolic process. Bases 1 to 1002 code for a protein of 333 amino acids. The record is from RefSeq and is a predicted model, not a curated record. Lineage: Eukaryota; Fungi; Ascomycota; Eurotiomycetes; Eurotiales; Aspergillaceae.
AUGGUCUCCCUCAAGACAGUUCAAGCAUCAAACGCCAGUCUACGGACAAUCCCCAACCUCACAGCCCUAUUCGUCGGAGGUACAAGUGGGAUGGGCCAGAGUACACUCCGUCAAUUUGCCAAACACACAGACAACCCAACAGCAUACAUAAUCGGCCGGAGUCAAUCACGAGCCAAGCCCUUCCUCUCCGAACUCCAACAGAUAAACCCCAAAGGGCGCUUCAACUUCAUCGAAACGGACGUAUCGCUGAUCCGCAGCGUAGACGCAGCGUGCAAGCAAAUCCUGCAACAAGAAAAACACCUCAACUUCCUCUUCAUGACACCUGGCGGCAUCUCACUCGGCGGCCGAAACGAGACCGCCGAGGGAAUCGACUAUCUUUUUGCUCUCCGCUACUAUGCACGCAUGCGGUUUGUCCAGAACCUGCUUCCACUGCUUGAAUCAGCAGGUCCAAGUCGAGUAGUGAGUGUCUAUGGUGGCGGAUUCGAGUUCAGCAUCAACGCCGACGAUCUAGAUCUCAAGCAUAACUUCUCCCUGCUCAAUGCCUAUAAGCACUCGAUCACCAUGACCUCCCUGAGUAUGGAAUAUUUGGCCAAGACUCAUCCAGCCGUGAGCUUUCUUCACGUCUAUCCCGGCCUAGUGGGUACGAAUAUCUACAGCAAUAGUUUCCCGCCGCCUAUCUCGACGUUCUACAACUACGGGAUGUGGCCUCUGAUGUGGCCUUUCUCCGUCGGUCUCCAGGAAAGUGGAGAACGACAUCUGUUUCAUCUAAGCUCUGCGCGGUAUCCGGCCAAGCAGACUAUCAUGGCCCAGGAUAUUCCCGUCGAGCCAGGAGAUGUUGCGAAGGGUACGACUGGGGAGGGAGGCAGUGGAGCAUAUCUCUUGAAUUGGAACGGGGAGGUUCGACCGAGCCGAAAGAUUAUGAAGGAAUAUCGGGAGCAACGGGUGCCUGAGUUGGUCUGGAGGCACACCGAGGAUCUGUUGGAUCGAGCCGUGUGCCGGUGA